UCACGUGACUUCACACGUUGUUUAUAAUCGGCAUAACGGAACAGUCGCAUAACUUCUGUCUUGACAUGUAAAGAUGGCAGAGGCGGCAUUUUCCGAAGACGGAAAAUAUUAUUCUGCGAUUAGCCAAGAUGGUAGAUUAAGGAUAUGGGACACAGAAAAUAAUAUACUCAAACAGGAGUACACGCCAGACCUUCAUUUAACGGCCCCGCCAUCAUGUUUGCAAUGGAUAACUAUUGCGACGUCCAAGAGCCCUGUAAAGAAAGAGAAGCGAAAAUCAAGUAUUUCAGACCAGGAGGCACAAUGUAUAGCCGUAGGAACGACCAGCGGGAAGAUUUUAAUAUAUUCAGUAGCACAAGCGAAAGUGCAAACAGUUUUAGAAGAGAAACUUGGGAAGGAACAGAAGAUAACUGCCUUAGACUGGAACAGAAGAGAUGGUUUAUUUAGUUGUAAUAAGAGUAACUACAUUUGUGAGUGGAAGUUGGGCGCGGGCCAGAGUAACAAUUAUCAUGUGAAUAUGGAUAAUAAGAAUAAAGCAGUCAGCACUAUCAGUGCCAUCAAACUUAUACCUCAUAGUCAGGAAACCAGUGCUAAGUACAUAAUAACAGCGUCAUGGCAGCUCCGAGUGUGGAGGCUCCACGAUGGAGAGGCCACAGUCAUGAAGUGCCUCGGACACAAUGCCUCCAAACAGUCCCUGCUGGCGAUUGCUGCUACUAGUGAGAAGACGUGGGUUAUUGAGGGAUCACAAACGGAACGCCUCCUCGCAUUUUGGGACGUGACUGUGAGCUCCGAGGUGGUGCCGCAGACGAACGGCACAGACGAAGACAUCACGCCAAAUAAGAAGAAGAAGAGGAAAUCUAUAUCAAACUCUGAGAAAGAAAUCAAGACGGUGAACAUUCCCACAUACAACUUCGUAUUGGAGGAUGCUCCAAAGAUGAUAGACGUUGGAGUCAAAGAGGAGGGUGACGUAAAAUUGACCCUGGCAGCCGUCACGAGAAGUGGGGUGAUGCAUUAUUACUCGCACACGCUAAAUGGGGCAUCAGCGAAGCCAAUCAAGCCUAACCUAACUGUGCACAUAACGACGGGAGAGGCCACCCCGCUGCCCUUGGCCUGCUGCCGCCUGUUGUCGCAGUCCAACUUACAAGUCGGAUAUACGCAGGGACCCACACUAAUCUUCGAAAAAAUCACGUCAGACCUCUCCUCGAAGACCCAAGUCCUGAUCCGAGGCGACACCAAACCGAAGAAGAUCAAAGGCAGCACUCCGAACGAGAUCAACAAAGUAGCUGCAACCAGCAGCAAAGAUGCACAAUACCUCGAGCCGAUGGGAGGGGUUACUAGGAAGCGAGUUGCCCCGGGCGCCAAGGUGGAGGUGCCGAUGGAGCGACGGCUCGCCAACCUCACCCUGGACACGGCGGCCAGAGACAAGACCGCCGUCAACCAGAACCUCACCAGGCUACUCAUACAGGGACUACAGUCUAACGACUCUAAUAUCCUGGAGAUGGUGGUGCACGAGUCGAGCCGCGCGGCGGCGGCGCGCACGGCGGCGCAGCUCCCGGCCGAGGUCGUGCCGCCGCUGCUCGACCACCUCGCCGCGCUCGCCACCAAACGUACCGCCACAUGUGCCACAGUAUGUGUAUGGGUGUCCGCCAUCCUCCGCUCGCACGCCGCCCUGCUGCUGGCCACCAUGAACUCGCAGAACGCCGAGCGGCUGGGCAGUCUACUGGCCACUUUCACCAACAGACGCGCGCACCUGUGCCAGCUCCUCAACGUUUCGGGAAGGCUUCAGCUCACGCUGGCACAGCGGGCAGAGAAACAAACAGCACCUGCCGAGGAACCAGUCAUAGACUACAACGACACUUCGGACGAGGAGAUGGAAGUGGAGCGGCAGUCAGCGAGCGACGCCUCCUUCGACGAACAGGAGUUCGACGAUGAUGAUGAUGACAGUGACGAGGAGCGCCCGCGGCGUCGGCAAAAGGUCCAGAACGGCAGUGAUGAGAGCGACAGCGGGGGGGAGUGACAAUAUAUGUUAUGUUAAUUGU
This is a messenger RNA of Cydia splendana, 2036 nucleotides long. RefSeq names its product WD repeat-containing protein 43. Gene Ontology annotation, biological process: maturation of SSU-rRNA from tricistronic rRNA transcript (SSU-rRNA, 5.8S rRNA, LSU-rRNA). The coding region runs from base 74 to 2014 and encodes 646 amino acids. NCBI's taxonomy places the organism in Eukaryota, Metazoa, Arthropoda, Insecta, Lepidoptera, Tortricidae. The transcript is spliced from 12 exons. Gene Ontology annotation, cellular component: nucleolus. The record is from RefSeq and is a predicted model, not a curated record. Gene Ontology annotation, molecular function: protein binding.